Molecule: messenger RNA, 822 nt
Organism: Symbiodinium necroappetens
Lineage: Eukaryota; Dinophyceae; Suessiales; Symbiodiniaceae
Source: the annotation of a GenBank genome assembly
AUGCCCGCGACGGAUUUUUCGUUUCAAAAAGUGAACCUGAUGACCCCAGAGAUGAGCGUCCAGAAGCACGCGAAGAAGUUGACCAAGCGCAUUUCCUGGGGCAAUUGGCACAUCCCUCGCACUCAACGUUGCCAGUUCGUUUUCAGCCAAAUUGCAAGUGAUGGCAUUUCCUUGCGCAUUAUCAUCGACACUGCUUUCGAUAGUGGGCUGAAGGGCGACAGCAAUGCAUUGAUGGAGCUCAUGCGGCACGCUGUUGAAUGUGGCCACCAGCUCGUUAUCGUCACCCAUUCACACGAGGUGACCACAGAGAUCGACAACCUGAAUGGCGUGCGCACAAAAAUUGCACCCCAGCAAGACGGCAAGCGCGCAGAAGAUUUCCGGCAGUCAGAAGACCUCGCCCAUCAAUACCUGAAUAGGGAAUGGUUGGAUGCCACCAAGAUGCGCGAUGGGCCUGGUGGAUGGAGCAUGCGUGGCUAUCUCAGUCUCGGUGAGGCACCACCCACACGAGGCAGGCUUCGAGAUGUUUGGCGUUCUGCGAGGCUCUGCAGGUCCGAUCACGGGCAGAGGAGUGGCUCCGGGAGGUCUCCGCCAAGCUGGCCCAAGGAGGAGUCUGAGGGCGAGGAUGAGCUGGAGCCGGCGCUUAAGGUGUCCUUUCAGGACCACCCGAGACUCAAUGAUGUGAACGACUUGAAGACAGCCAUCCAGCAGACGAGCCCCGAUCUCAAGGACAUCUCUCCAAGGCUGGAGCUUGGCAACGCGUCAAAGACGAAUCGGAAGUCCUGCGUCAGAUACGGGGUCGGCUGUUUACUUCCAGGUGCCUGA